AUGAGCUCCCCUUUAACUCAGCAGUUGAGACCGGAUUCCUUUGAGCCCAAGAUCGUCCAGCUCUACCUCCAUCUAUUCAAUGUGUUGGUCAAUGAAGAAGCGGAUGAUGCCGUACCAACCGAGGGCUUCUGGAGGGAGUUCUUCCUGCUCAAGCCUGAUAAGCAGCGUCUCUAUGACAUUCUUGAGCCGAUGACCGGGUUUGACCUGCUGCAUAUGCAAGUCCAAAUGCAAGUCUUCUUCAGAAGAGCUAUCACCGAGGCCGGUUCGGGAUUAUCUCCCCGAAAUGAAAAUGCUCUGGAGAAUCUGACAGCCUUCCUCUGCGCCGUAUUUACCAAGAAAUACACGAAUCCAAACACAGACGUCAUUGAAGUCCUUGCCGGGUUGGAUACCAUUGAUAGGUUGAUGUCUGAUCUGGUCCAUGGUCUGGAGUCGAUCAUUCGACAAGCAACUAAGGAAUCCCUCCGAACCAAGGCUCUCGAGACGGUACUUGCUCUAGUGGCCGGAGGCUUUCACACCAGCCUUGUCUCCUAUUUCAUGCAUCGGGACCUCUUUUCUGCCCUGAUGAAGUACGUCCAUGAUGUUCAUGAGAAACCAGUCAAUUGCCUCAAGGCGUUUGUCGUCGUGGGCGUCUUGUCCAGCUACAACAAAUUUGAAUCACACAACGUGUAUCAAAAUCGAUUGGAGGAUUUCGUUAAUGAGGAAACGAUUCGACUUCUGGUUCAAAACUUUGCCACUGCCUGUGCAUCCAUUCGGGACCAAUAUGUUGCCAUCCAGGACGACUAUCCUGCACCGUGGAGUUUUAAUUCCACACUGGCACUGGUGGGAUUGCGUGGGUUGUCGACCGACACAAAAAAUCCUCUGCCUGCAUCAGAAGAGGAAGCAAAGGCAUGGUUCACAUCACUCCCGAGGCAGGACGCCGCUUGCAUUCUCUCGUUAUAUUCGUUUGUCCAAGCCAACAAAUUGUUCGCGGCCAACCUCCUAAAUCUGUCCGCAGACAAGGAUAGAGAGACACCUUUUGCCGCAUUCUUGUCAUCCACAUCAUACAUCUCACACCAUGCUUACCGAGGACCCCGACAGUCCACAUACGCUAUAUUGAGCUUACUCUCGAUCAGAACCAUGGUGGAGGAUUCUGUUCUAGCCAAGCGCAUCUGUUCCGUGGAAUCCAAAAUGGUGGUUCGAUUGUGCCGACAACGACCACCCCAUCUCCCACUCAUCACCACGGCGAGAGUGCCUGCCACCGCGAUCUUGGACAUUUGCACCGAUAUUCUCAGUCACAACCUUCGGAAAAGACUGGAUGUUCAACUGUACGGCCUCUCGUUGGGUAUUAUAUUACGCAUAGUCACCUAUCUCGAGCAAAGCAAGACUCGCCUCCAACACCAUUGGGCGUACAUAUGGGGUUCGCUCCUCUCGCUAAUGCGCUUUUUAACACAGUAUGCCAACGACCUCCAGCAUUUGAGAGGCAUUCGCGAGUAUUUGUGUGGGACACUUUCCAGUUUGGCGGCCUUUUGCUUGUCGAGAGGGGAUGGAUUUUUGCCCGAUCCGGCAAGCUUUGAUGAUCUCUUUUACAAACUCAUCGAGGCUAACGAUGUGCUGCCGAAAUUUAAGAAUGCAUAUGGCGACCCCAACGUGCCCUCAGAUGCUUUGCACCGAUCGGUGGAGGCCUUGAUCAGCGUCUCGUCGCAUUACCAUGACCUAUUGAAGGCACAACAUGGGAAGAAGACCCACCAAUCACCGGCAGCCAUUCAGAAAGUGAUUAAAGAGGGCUAUGAGACUUUGAAUCUGGAGAUGGAUGAAGGGUUUGGACAGUGGGAGAAAUGGCGUGAAAGUAACUGGAAAGCUGAGGUCAAGAAAUUGAUCAGAAUUGCUGUCGAAGAUGCCAGAAUCUUGUCUUUGAGGUAA
Molecule: messenger RNA, 1899 nt
Organism: Rhinocladiella mackenziei CBS 650.93
Lineage: Eukaryota; Fungi; Ascomycota; Eurotiomycetes; Chaetothyriales; Herpotrichiellaceae
Exons: 4
Coding region: 1-1899 (632 amino acids)
Biological process (GO): regulation of Golgi organization
Cellular component (GO): cytosol
Source: RefSeq, a predicted model, not a curated record